Molecule: messenger RNA, 966 nt
Organism: Pelodiscus sinensis (Chinese soft-shelled turtle)
Lineage: Eukaryota; Metazoa; Chordata; Testudines; Trionychidae
Product: olfactory receptor 10A2-like
Biological process (GO): G protein-coupled receptor signaling pathway
Cellular component (GO): membrane
Molecular function (GO): olfactory receptor activity; G protein-coupled receptor activity
Source: RefSeq, a predicted model, not a curated record
AUGGAGAAGGCGGAGAGGAGAAAUCAGACCCUCAUUAUGGAAUUCAUCCUCUUAGGAUUUGGGGAUGUCGGUGACCUGCAACCCCUUCUUUUCCUCGUGUUUUUAGUGAUCUAUAUUGUGACUGUUGCCGGCAACAUCCUCAUCGUUGUGCUAGUUGUGACGGAUCCGCAGCUUCGCACCCCCAUGUACUUCUUUGUGGGGAACCUGUCCUGCCUGGAGACCUGCUACAGCUCCACCAUCCUGCCCCGGCUGCUGGCCAGUCUCCUCACUGGGGACAGAACCGUCUCGGUGAAGAGGUGCCUGGUACAAACCUAUUUCUUUUCCAUCAUAGCAAUGGCUGAAAAUCUGCUGCUGGCGGCCAUGUCUUACGACCGGUAUCUAGCGAUAUGCCACCCUCUCCGAUACGCCGCCCUGAUGAACGGCCGGGUGUGUUGCCAGCUAGUGGCGGGCUCCUGGCUGUACAGUUUUCUGGUGGUCGGCGUAUUGAAUAGUUUCUUGUUCCCGUUAACGUUCUGUAAUGCCAAAGAAAUUGACCAUUACUUCUGUGAUUUUUCCCCCAUGAUAAGGUUGUCCUGUGAUGCCGCCUGGACCCUACAAUUGGCGACGUUAACGAUCUCUGCCAUAGGGACGGUUGUGCCUUUGUUACUGACCCUGGCUUCCUAUGUUUGCAUCAUCACCACCAUCCUGAGAAUCCCGUCCUCCACCGGGAGGCAAAAGGCCUUUUCCACCUGCUCCUCCCAUCUCAUGGUGGUGACGAUUAUAUACAUCAGCCUCAUCAUUGUCUAUGUGUUUCCAUCACUCACCACUUCCACCGUCCUCCACAAAGUGUUCUCGCUCUUCUACACAGUCCUGAAUCCCAUGAUCAACCCCAUUAUCUACAGUCUGAGGAACAAGGAGGUGAAAGAGUCCCUGAGAAAAGCGAUUGGGAAAGUGGUCACCUUCAGAAACAAGCACAGAAUCUGGUAG